UCCAAUAUGGCCGAGUGCUUACAAAGGGGCUGUUCGCGAAUAACAUAAAUUAAAAUUUCAGUUUUUGUGAAUAGUUUCUAAUAAGUUUUAUUGCCUUACUAAAUAAUGUAAGUCAACACACCUAAUGAAGCUAUACCUGUAUACUGAAGAUGCCAGUUAAUUCUGUACCUGAAACGAAAAAGGGAAUCGAGAAAUCUAGGUUUUCUCUAUCAUUAAACAGAAAUAAUGUUGUACUGACUAAUGAGAACAGGAAACUAGGAGACAAGAAUAUUGACCCUUCUAAGCUCUCUACUAGUGAUAAUAAAGAGAAUAAACCAGUGAAACGACCAUUAAACAAAACAUAUAACAAUAUUUUAAGCGCCGCAAAAAAAUUGAAACCUCUGGAGUCGUCAACACAAUCAGAGCAAUCUACAGAACCGGAACUGAUAGUAAAUAAGCCAAUCCAAUCCAGCUUUGCCAUGUUGAAUGGCCAUCACCCAUCACAAAACCAGUAUGCGGGCACUGUGCAGAAAAAGACACCAAUUGCUACACUCUCAAACUUAGGGAAUACUUGCUUUCUCAACAGUGUUCUCUAUACUUUACGAUAUGCACCCCGUUUCCUUCAUAAUCUACAUCACCUUGUCUCAGACUUGGCUAGUGUAGAACAGAAACUUGGCAGUAUCAGACAAAAGAGUUCGUCACUGGGCAGAAGUGCUGCUGGCCUGGCAUCCUCAGGAACCAGGUCUUGGAGCAGUAAGGACCUUCUAACGCUAGGGCAAUCAGACAACAGUUCUGGGAAAAGUAAAAUACAGAUAGCAACAGAGAAAUUACAUGAAACCUAUUUUAAUUUACGUGCGGCUGAGAGUAAAUGUAUCAACAGCGGGUCAGCUGACGCGAGCCCUGAACCCUUUGCCGCUGACGCUUUUCUAGCUGCUCUUAGGGAUGUCAACUCCACAUUUGAAGGUAACAGACAGCAAGAUGCACAUGAGUUGCUUGUCUGCAUCCUUGACAACAUUCGCGAGACGUGCCGGGCGCUCUCCUCGCGAGCUUCUAGGCUACAAAUACAUGAAAACGGAGAGAGUAACGGAAUCGGUCGCCAGCCAAGCUUGGACGGUGAUGGGGCAAAGCCCACACUUGGCAACUUGCGUAAAUCGUGGAAGAAGCGUAAAGAGGUGAAGGUGAACGACAAGAGGAACUCUCCCACGGACGAGCGGGCCUCCUCGCCGGCCGACACCGAAAGAGACGAGAGGACGCGGCCAGGCUGGGACUUUGUUGCUGAUGAUUUUGAAGGUACGAUGGUGGUUCGCACAAUGUGCCUGGAGUGCGAGAGUGUGACAGAGAAGGCGCAAGCGGUGUGCGAGCUGUGCGUGCCGGUGUGCGAGGAAGACGGCGAAGAAGAACCAUUCCGCGCCGCGUGCCUCUCCAGCGAAUACCUACGCGACCAGAACAAGUACUGGUGCGAGCGCUGCCUGCGCUACAACGAGGCGCGGCGCAGCGUGGCGUACUCGCGGCUGCCGCGGCUGCUGGUGCUGCAACUGAAGCGGUUCAGCGGCGGCAUGGAGAAGAUCACGCGCCACGCGCCCACGCCGCUCCUCAUGCCGUGCUUCUGCGAGCCCUGCACGCGGCGACAGCCCGACCAGCCCUCCGCCCACAGAUACAUCCUAUGGGCCGUGAUAAUGCACCUGGGGCAGACGCUGACGGGCGGGCACUACGUGGCGUACGCGCGCGCCGCCCCCACGGAGGGCGGGCGGUGCGCGCGCGAGGCGGCGGGCGGCGCGGGCGCGGGCGCGGGCGGGGGGGAGGCGGCGGCCGCGCCCUCGUUCAUGCGGAGCCUGUUCGCGCGCGGCCGCCCCGCGCCCGCCGCCUGCGCCGCACGCGACUGCUGCCUGCCGCGGCCGCGCGCCGACUGCUGGCUCGCCUGCGACGACGACCUCGUCAAGCCUAUAUCCAACGAGGAGUUCGAGGAUCUACUCUCCGCGGAGCCCAAGGUGCGGACGGCGGCGACGCCGUACCUGCUGUUCUACGUGCAGAGCGACGCGGGCUAGUGCAGCCGGCGAGCGCGGCGGGCGCCG
Molecule: messenger RNA, 2051 nt
Organism: Achroia grisella
Lineage: Eukaryota; Metazoa; Arthropoda; Insecta; Lepidoptera; Pyralidae
Gene: Usp1
Product: ubiquitin carboxyl-terminal hydrolase 1
Exons: 11
Coding region: 150-2024 (624 amino acids)
Biological process (GO): protein deubiquitination
Cellular component (GO): cytosol; nucleus
Molecular function (GO): cysteine-type endopeptidase activity; cysteine-type deubiquitinase activity
Source: RefSeq, a predicted model, not a curated record